This is a messenger RNA of Ophidiomyces ophidiicola, 1062 nucleotides long. It is a transcript of the gene DCD1, whose product is annotated as Deoxycytidine monophosphate (dCMP) deaminase. Gene Ontology annotation, molecular function: zinc ion binding; hydrolase activity. The coding region runs from base 1 to 1062 and encodes 353 amino acids. The transcript has 7 exons. The record is from RefSeq and is a predicted model, not a curated record. Lineage: Eukaryota; Fungi; Ascomycota; Eurotiomycetes; Onygenales; Onygenaceae.
AUGCUAGUCGGCUUGUGUGGAGGUAUUUGUGCAGGGAAGCACUCAGUUGCAAAAUACCUGAUUCAAAAGCAUGGCUUCAAAUUGCUUCGAUUGACUACGGAACCCCGUCGGUCUUCUCAAGCCGAAGCUAGUGACCAGCUACAACUUCCUCCCAGUAGCUAUAUUUCGGAACCCGCUGCACACUCAUUCCAGUCAGCUGAUGAUCUAGUGCACUUUGUUACAACCAGAUGGCGGGAACAAUGGGUCAUCACUGAUAUGUCCAAUGAAGCUCUUCUUGAAAAGUUACUACUGCGGCCGUUUUUCCUUCUUGUCAGUGUCGAUGCCCCUAUAAGCCUGCGUUGGUGGCGGUUUACAGAUAGAUGUUGGAGGAAACAGUUAGAGCCACCAGAUCUAGAAAAAUUUGUGCUUUUGAAUGAUCAAUGUCAAUAUGGACAGAAAAAUGGAGUUAUGUAUUUGGAGAGCAGGGCCCAUGUCCGGUUAUUCAAUGCAUCGUCAUCAAUGCAAGAUCUAUACGCAGCGUUAGAUCAGUUGGACCUAAUGAACCAGCAGCGACUGCGACCCUGCUGGGAUCAGUAUUUCAUGCAGCUUGCCUCUUUAGCUGCACAACGAAGCAAUUGCAUGAAACGACGUGUCGGCUGCGUCCUUGUGAAAAACCGACGAGUCAUGAGUACAGGCUACAAUGGUACGCCUCGCAAUACUAAAAAUUGCAACGACGGAGGAUGCCCUCGUUGCAAUCUUGAUCAAGGGAGCGGGACCGCAUUAUCGACAUGUCUUUGCCUUCAUGCUGAAGAAAAUGCACUUCUAGAAGCCGGACGGGAAAGAAUCGGGGACGGAAGCGUCCUCUACUGCGACACUUGCCCCUGUCUUACCUGUAGCGUGAAAAUAGCACAGAUGGGUAUAUCCGAAGUCGUUUACUCCGUGGGGUAUAAUAUGGACUUGGAAACAGCUGCGAUCCUGAACGAGGCUGGCGUGAAGCUUCGCCAAUUUCUGCCCCCGCCUAACAAUUUAAUUGACCUUCGGGAUGCAUCUAAGAACUCUGAUAUCCAAGAAUCAUCAGAAUAG